CUGAAGCAGAAGGAGUUGAGUCACAUGCAGGCGCUGGCGGAGGAGUGGAGGAGGAGAGAUCACCAGCGGGAGGCGCUCAUCAAGAAGAAGGAGAUGGAGUAUAAUCUCCUGGAGGAGCAGCUGCAGAAGACUCUGUCUGACCUGGAGAAGAGGGAGAAAGCUCUCGCUCACGCUGAGACGGAGACGCAGAGGCUGCAGCGAGAGCUGCGCGCCGAGCACGAGUUCAGCCUGCGGGAGCUACAGGACGGAGGCAGGCGUCUGCGCGAGGACUGCGCUCACCAGGUGGAGCUGGAGAGGUCAAAGGUCAGGCAGAUCGAGGAUCUACUGGCUCAGCAGCGACAGCAGGUAAACACAGCAGACGCGAGCUGUGACCGUGAUCUCUGGCCCUUUAAAGGCACGAGCCGGAGGGGUCUGGUGACCCUGGGGUCACGGGGUCAUGAGGUCACCCGGCUGAUGUCAAUACUCUCUAAUCCACUCGUUCUUAAGAGAGGAGUGAAGAGGUUUAGCGGUAAUCCA
Messenger RNA from Onychostoma macrolepis, 516 nucleotides. Its product is annotated as centrosomal protein of 120 kDa-like. The annotation marks the transcript as partial. Gene Ontology annotation, biological process: centrosome cycle; interkinetic nuclear migration; positive regulation of centriole elongation. Gene Ontology annotation, cellular component: centriole; centrosome. The transcript is spliced from 3 exons. The record is from RefSeq and is a predicted model, not a curated record. NCBI's taxonomy places the organism in Eukaryota, Metazoa, Chordata, Actinopteri, Cypriniformes, Cyprinidae.